This is a messenger RNA of Mauremys reevesii (Reeves's turtle), 5084 nucleotides long. It is a transcript of the gene USP3, whose product is annotated as ubiquitin specific peptidase 3. Gene Ontology annotation, cellular component: cytoplasm. The coding region runs from base 120 to 1682 and encodes 520 amino acids. The record is from RefSeq and is a predicted model, not a curated record. Gene Ontology annotation, molecular function: cysteine-type deubiquitinase activity; zinc ion binding. Gene Ontology annotation, biological process: protein deubiquitination. The transcript is spliced from 15 exons. NCBI's taxonomy places the organism in Eukaryota, Metazoa, Chordata, Testudines, Geoemydidae.
AUCGCGGCGCGCGGACGGGAGGGCGGCGCGGAAGGCCCGGCGGGCGGAUCGCGGCGCUGGCUCUAAGAUGGCUGUUGUGAGCGGGGCGCAGUUGCUGUGAGGAGCCGCCCGCCUGUGCCAUGGAGUGCCCGCACCUUGGCUCCAGCGUCUGCAUCGCGCCCGCCUCGGCCCGGUUCCCGCAGGGCUCGCCCUCCUCCUGGUGCUGCAGCGUGUGCCGAUCCAAUAAAAGUCCCUGGGUUUGUCUGACUUGUUCAAGUGUCCAUUGUGGAAGAUAUGUGAAUGGCCAUGCAAAGAAACAUUAUGAAGAUGCACAGAUUCCUUUAACCAAUCAUAAGAAAACAGAAAAGCAAGAGAAAGUUCAGCAUACUGUGUGCAUGGAUUGCAGUAGUUACAGUACAUAUUGUUAUCGCUGUGAUGAUUUUGUAGUCAAUGAUACCAAGCUGGGCUUGGUACAGAAAGUCAGGGAGCACCUACAGAACUUGGAAAAUUCAGCUUUUACGGCAGACAGACAUAGGAAAAGAAAACUAGUGGAAAAUUCGUCUCUGAACAGCAAGUCAUUAAAAGUCAAUGGGAGCACCAAUGCCCUUUGUGCUACAGGCCUUCGCAAUCUGGGGAACACGUGUUUCAUGAAUGCGAUCCUUCAGUCUCUCAGUAACAUUCAGCAGUUUUGCUGUUACUUCAAAGAGUUGCCAGCCGUGGAGUUGCGGAAUGGGAAAACAGCUGGCAGGCGAACUUACCAUACCAGGAGCCAAGGGGAUAACAACGUUUCAUUGGUUGAAGAGUUUAGAAAGACACUUUGUGCUUUAUGGCAAGGGAGCCAAACUGCAUUUAGCCCAGAAUCUUUAUUUUACGUCGUUUGGAAAAUCAUGCCAAAUUUUAGGGGAUACCAGCAACAAGAUGCCCAUGAAUUCAUGCGUUACCUGUUGGACCAUCUACAUUUGGAACUCCAAGGAGGCUUUAAUGGUGUUUCUCGCUCGGUAAUUUUGCAAGAAAAUUCAGGUCUCUCUGCAAGCAACAAAUGUUGCAUAAAUGGAGCCUCUACUGUUGUCACAGCUAUAUUUGGAGGCAUUCUUCAAAAUGAAGUAAACUGCUUAAUAUGUGGAACUGAAUCUAGAAAGUUUGAUCCAUUCCUAGACCUUUCACUAGAUAUUCCAAGUCAGUUCAGAAAUAAACGUACUAAGAAUCAAGAAAAUGGACCAAUGUGCACACUACGGGAUUGUCUUCGCAGUUUUACAGACUUGGAAGAACUUGAUGAGACAGAGCUCUAUAUGUGCCACAAAUGUAAAAAGAAACAGAAAUCCACCAAAAAAUUCUGGAUUCAGAAACUACCAAAGGUGCUAUGCUUACACUUGAAACGAUUUCACUGGACAGAAUAUCUGAGAAACAAGGUUGAUACAUAUGUAGAAUUUCCCCUCCGGGACCUAGACAUGAAAUGCUACUUGUUAGAGCCGGAGAACAGUGGCCCAGAAAGCUGUCGAUAUGAUCUUGCAGCUGUUGUUGUACAUCAUGGUUCAGGCGUUGGCUCUGGACAUUACACAGCCUAUGCAACUCAUGAAGGUCGCUGGUUCCAUUUCAAUGACAGUACUGUAACUCUGACCGAUGAGGAGACCGUGGUAAAGGCAAAGGCCUACAUCCUCUUCUAUGUGGACCGGCAGGCCAAAUCUGGAUCUGAUAAACUUUAAUACCUCCUUUUAAUCCUCACUUAUCAAGUCCUUCGGACAAAACAUUUCCAAUUCUCCAUAAAUACUUGAUCCAAGACUAUUAAUUUCAUUGUGCACUUUUCAACUUCCUCGUGUGGGUUUUAGUUUUGUUGUGUCAAUGGUAGCUUGGACAUUGACUUAUUGAACUUGGACACAAACUAACUUUUUUUUUUUUAGUUCUACCAGAAAACCUCAGCAGAUAUUUUGAUUUGCUGCUUUAGUUGUGAUAACUCAAUUUUUAUAUAUAUAGUUUCAUGAACUACUUAGUUAUUUGAUUUUUAUAUUAAUGUUUUCAGUUCUCACUUUCUAAAGGCACAUUUACAUCAGAGAAGCUUUGUAUCCUCUUUAUAAGCAAGAGAAACGUGUUCCUGAUUAUGAAGAGCAAUAGAAUUUCAUGCUGCUCUCACAGCUGUUAUGUAGAUAAGAUUGAAUCACUUUUAAAUCAAGGAAUUGCUUGCACAUACUGUUUGCCCCAGUGCAAGAAACUUAACAGUGACCUCUGAACAAUCACUCUUUGCCUGCAGAAGAGAUGAGAUGUGGCAUCAUUAAGUAGAAUGGGUAAUUGCUGCUAUCAGUGUGUAUCAAGGCUGCUGUCUUUCAGGACUCCUUGUAAAUAAAUAGUUGAUUCAGUUGUAUUUGUACUGCAAAUUCAAGUGUUUCUCAUUUGUACUUUUUCCCCUACAAAAGAGACAUUUAAAUUAUUACCCUAAUCAUAUACGUGUCUUUAUACGUGUCUUGGGAUUUUAAUUUACUUUUUUUAAACUGAAAUGGAAUUGCUAGGGUGACGUCUCAAUUUUUAGCAUUUAUCCCAAAGUUUGAUGCAAGUACUUGCUUCUGAAGCUAGCAGGCUCCACGGGAUUGGGCCACUGUCCCUUUUAUAUCCUAAAAUGAGAGUUCAAUGUGGGGGCUUCACACAGGAGAGGUUUUUGUCUCAAUAUAACUCCCAUUUGCCCACAUCCCCUUUCAGUGUGAUUAAAAACCACCAGUCUGUGUUUAGGACUGAAAGGCAGGUUUGUUCUGGGUUUGGAGAUAGACUUUGCAUGGCAUGUUGUUAUACCUAAUCCAGACUCAGGCUCAAACUGGUAGGGAAGAUGCAUUUAAAUCUAUAUGCAGGGAUAUUACAGUUCAUGCAAAUUGUGGAGCUAAUACUGCCCCUGUAGGUGAGCACAUACCCUCACUAACUGCAGUAUUUAAUUAGCAGUGCAACAUUUCUCAUGGUCUCUUGACCAAAAGAAGAGGCAAGAUAUUAUUUCUGAAGUUGAAAUGUAAGACAUCUGUUUAUAUUAAACCUCUUAUCAGCUUAGUGGAAGAAGAAUUCAGUGUUAGCAGCUGGAAUUUCAGCUGUUCUGGUACUGCUGAGAGAGAAGAGCCCAGUAUAGAUUGAAUGAUACUGAACUCCCCUUUCCCUCCUCUUCUGUUUGUCUACUGCCUUUCACCACACUCCCAUAAUCUCAAAAGUUUUUGUGGGAAGGCUGGAGCUCUCUGCCUGCCAAGUCAGCUAUCCCACCAGACCCCUCUUACUAGUGAGAUAUUCCCAAGAGUUUACAAACAGGUGUGUUUGUAUUUAGCUGAGUAAAAACAUCUGCCUUCCCCUGGUUGCAUCUCCUUGAAGGGCCACAUUAGUCAGCAGGUAGAUGUAGAAUGCAUUUCAGUAUUAGUUGACUAAGCACCAGCGCUCCUGACUGGGGGAGCCUGACAAUUGCAAAAAAAAAAAAAAAAAAAGUUUGAAUUACCUGUUUGAUCCGUCUCAGAUGUCGUUUAAAAAGAAAUUGGCUUUGUAUAAAAGUGCAGAAAUGUUCAAUAUUGCUAAAUUGUGUAUGAAAAUAUGUAAACUAUACACUUACCUAAACCUAAUAGUGACUAUCACUUGAUAUGUUAAGUGGCAGAUAUACCAGGAUGUCUUUAUUUUGUUGUUGAACAAUAAAUAGAUUAUUCAUUGCUUCAAACUGUAGCCAUCAGCUUGUUACCUACUGUUUUCGGACCUCUGCAGCUAGAGCGUAUGUUCUGAUCAGAACCAGCAGCUGUUAUCACAUUUAAACAUAAUAAAAAAGUAAUUGGCAGAAUUCAUAUUAUUUUUUCACCACUGAUGGCAAUUCAGGAUGUAAUUUUGGGGAUUAAACCGUAGGCCAUUGGCACUUGAGCCAGCACUAAAAUUGCUCUAGAAUUUGUUUAAUAUAUGUGUUGAGAAUAACAAUCAUGACAUGAUCUGGUCGAUUUAUUUAACUUGCAGUGAAUUUAGUGCAUAUUGUUCAGCCACCCAGUGAUGUAAAUGUGCCUUUCUGUAUUUUUAGGAAGUUCAUAAACUUCAUCAACAUUAUUCCCUUUAUUUUAAAGGCGAUUAUUUCUCUCUUAAGUCAUCAACUUUUUUUGCCCAAAUAUUGUCUUACACUUUUCCUCUCAGUACCAUUUUCCAUGUAUCAUAAGUGAAUUGUCUUAGCCAAUGGCAUACAUCAUAUUCUGUUUAGGACGUGGCCAUCAGAACAUCGUGUACUUGUCCCAUAGCCAUAUGCGUCUAUGGGACAAGUACACUGUAAAUCCUUUCCUAAUGUAGCGUACUCCCACUGCAAACACAGAUGGACAGUAGAAACAAUUUUUUGUGGCAACACAAGUAUUUCUCUUCCUGGUGGAGAACUUUCCUUAUCCACUGUAUUCUAGUCAGUGCCCCCCCACCCCAAAAAAAGGCAACUGAGCACUGAACCAGUAACCUAUACUGUACCUAGCUUAGUAUUAAAUUUUUAACCUUACAUAUGUAUCCUCUAUUUAUCUACUUUUUUUGAGCAGGGUGGGGGAAAAGGACAUUUUAAGCCCAAUCAGUUUCUUUUGUUGUUCACUGCUGGUCUGAUUUGCUUUCUGCAAGCACAUGGUUUUUGCAGUUCAGGCACUUGGCCAGUAUUCUACACCAAAAGAAAAAGGUUGUCCUUGGGGUGUCGCUUAUUGUUUAAAGUUGCGUCUACAACUGGAAAUGCAGUUUAUGUAAAACAAUGGGGGAAUUCCCAGUUGUUCAUCCCUGCUUCGGCAGACUGCAUGGUGAUUGAUCCCAUACAGUAAGGAGGUGAGCUCCUACAAGGAGUACAGUCAAAGGUGCUUUUCCCAGUGAUCAUUGAUGUCAUGUGGAGUGGGAUUAAAUCUUUUUCUUGAUGGUGCAGGCACUGUGGCCCUGUAUCAAAAGCAGAAAGCCAUUUGUAAGACUUGCUGAAUGGAUGGAAAGCAUGACACUUGUUCAAAAGUUUGCCUAAUGCUGUUUCAUUUCUGAUGUGUCUGUCUCUUACUAAUGAGGUAAUCAGCACCUUGAAAACUCUCAUUCCAUUGUGCUUUAGAAUAUCCUCAAGUACUGUAGUGCCAUAGAUGUAAUUGUUUACCAUUAAAAUCUAAUGUGUAAGUUUC